Molecule: messenger RNA, 312 nt
Organism: Loa loa (African eye worm)
Lineage: Eukaryota; Metazoa; Nematoda; Chromadorea; Rhabditida; Onchocercidae
Exons: 2
Coding region: 1-312 (103 amino acids)
Source: RefSeq, a predicted model, not a curated record
AUGACCAGACAGAUUUCGCAUAAUUUUCAUUUAAACAGCAGUUUGCUGAAUCAGCAGAACUACGGAAGGCUAGGAUUAAUCAUCUGGACGAGCAGUUACAAAAUCCAAAAAGCUCGAGCACCGACCGCUCCGCUUCCGCAGUUACUCAUUCCGACAUCUGCGGUUUCGCAAUCCGACAACUCGCUGAGUUCACUCAGGCAUUCAAGGAGACAGCAUAGUCAGACACUGAACCACAACAACGGUUCAACGGCAGAAAGGCGGCAAUAUGACAGUUCAAUAGCACGAGCGACAACACCGUUUGGUAUCCUUUAA